AUGGCUUCGAGAUCUCCAACCAUCGCAAACCUCCUCAACCCCUCCAAUCCUCCUCCAAACCCUCCUCCUACUCCUCCAAAGAAGCAACCACCACCAAACCGGCGGCUGCCAAAAGCUCCCAAAGCAGAAGGACCCGUCCACCCCAUCCGCAUCGAUAUCACCGUGGAGGGGUACGACGAACCUGAGAUGCACGUUUGAAUGGAGGUAAACUCCAUUCUACAUGGACAGCCACCGGUGCUGCAGCAUCGUGUAAUGGAAAGGGUGCGAUUUCGGGUACGGAAGCUUAUGAGCCGGUUGGGAACGAGACUCACUGUUACGUGA
This is a messenger RNA of Hymenoscyphus albidus, 321 nucleotides long. Lineage: Eukaryota; Fungi; Ascomycota; Leotiomycetes; Helotiales; Helotiaceae. The record is from the annotation of a GenBank genome assembly.